AUGUCGUCCGCCGUCGAAGAGACGAAGGUCGAGGGGGCCAUCGAUGUGAAGACUGAGAUCCAGCCUCAUGUCGAUCAUAGCGAGAAGCUCGACCACCAUGAGGUCUUGAAUAACAAGGAUCUCAUGAAUGAGGCCAUCGAGCGAGAGAACGAGGAACAUGAGAUGGGCGUUUGGGAGGCAGCCAAGUCCCACCCAAAGGCUUGCAUUUGGGCCUUCAUCUUUUGCUUCACCAUCGUUAUGGAGUCUUUUGACAUGUUCCUGAACACCAACUUUGUCGCCCUGACUUAUUUCAAAGAGCGGUUCGGCGUCAAGACUGCUACAGGCGAAUGGUCCAUUCCAACUCGGUGGCAGAGUGCCCUCUUCCAGUCCGGUCAGUGUGGUGCCUUCGUCGGUGUCUUUGCAGCUGGCCCAGUUACCAAUCGCCUUGGCUACCGAUGGACCACCAUCUUGGCCCUUAUUCUCAUGAAUGCAACGAUUUUCAUUUCUUUCUUCUCUACUUCUCUUGGUAUGAUGGUUGCGGGACAACUGCUGGAGGGUAUCCCCUGGGGCUUCUUCAUUGCCAACUCUCCCGCCUAUGCUAGUGAGGUUGUGCCACUCUCCCUCCGCGGUGCCACCACUGCAACUUUGCAAAUGAGUUGGUCCAUUGGGUCCAUCAUCGUCUCUGGCGCGAGUUAUGCGUACAACAACCGUAUGGAUCAGUGGUCUUGGCGACUACCAACUGCCUUGCAGUGGCUCUUCCCGACACCCCUUCUGGUGCUGAUCUUCUUCGCACCCGAAUCGCCCUGGUGGCUCAUCCGUCGCGGCCGCAAGGACGAGGCCCUUCGCUCUAUCGAACGUCUGGGCGACAAGGGCGACAAGGCCCAGAAGACCUUGGCCAUGAUCGAGCGAACCGUCGAACUUGAGUCCGAGGCGGGUGGCAGCCCAACUCUUCUAGACCUGUUCAAGGGAACCGACCUUCGCAGAACAGCCAUCAUCUGCAUGAUGUAUGCAUCGCAGAAUUUCGCCGGUAACCUCAUCGCAAACCAAGCUACAUACUUCUUCGAACAAGCCGGUAUCUCCACCGACAAGUCCUUCAUGCUCAACUUGAUCAACUCGUGCCUUGGGCUCGUCGCCAACGCCCUGUCCUGGCCGCUUACUGCCUAUUUCGGUCGUCGCCAAAUUUAUCUCUGGGGCACAGCCGUUAACGUUACUUUUCUCUUCAUGCUCGCUAUCUUUGGCUCGGUUCAUCAGAGUCACGCGACCAGCUACGCCCAAGCCUGUCUCGGUGUCAUCAUCUCCUUCGUGUACGCCGGUACCAUGGGCCCCAUUACUUACACCAUCAUUGCCGAGACCUCUUCCGUUCGCCUUCGCGCACUGAGCACCGGUGUCGGUCGUGCUGCGUACUACAUUGCUGAAAUCCCGAUGAUUUUCCUCUCUUCCCAGAUGCUUAACUCGACCGGAUGGAACCUUGCUGGCAAGUGUGGUUAUGUCUGGGGAUGCACCGCUAUUACCUGCUGGAUCCUGGCGUACUUCUUCUUGCCUGAACUCAAGGGCCGCUCGUACCGUGAGAUUGAUAUCUUGUUCAACCGUAAGGUUUCGGCCCGGAAGUUCAAGUCUACCCACAUCGAUGUUACGGAGAACGAGUAA
Penicillium cataractarum is the source of this 1626-nucleotide messenger RNA. RefSeq lists its product as uncharacterized. The transcript is spliced from 2 exons. The record is from RefSeq and is a predicted model, not a curated record. NCBI's taxonomy places the organism in Eukaryota, Fungi, Ascomycota, Eurotiomycetes, Eurotiales, Aspergillaceae. Bases 1 to 1626 code for a protein of 541 amino acids. Gene Ontology annotation, cellular component: membrane. Gene Ontology annotation, biological process: carbohydrate transport; transmembrane transport. Gene Ontology annotation, molecular function: carbohydrate:proton symporter activity.